Pomacea canaliculata is the source of this 2838-nucleotide messenger RNA. RefSeq lists its product as uncharacterized. The coding region runs from base 696 to 1877 and encodes 393 amino acids. The record is from RefSeq and is a predicted model, not a curated record. The transcript has 2 exons. NCBI's taxonomy places the organism in Eukaryota, Metazoa, Mollusca, Gastropoda, Architaenioglossa, Ampullariidae. Gene Ontology annotation, molecular function: double-stranded DNA binding. Gene Ontology annotation, biological process: termination of mitochondrial transcription; regulation of DNA-templated transcription. Gene Ontology annotation, cellular component: mitochondrial matrix.
UACAUCGUUCAUUGAAAUUAUGAAAUAAAAAUUUAAGUCUAAAGGCUGGAUAUAGGCUUUGAUUUCAGCUCAUUCCGAUGACUUAAAUCAGCUAGCUUCUAGUUCAGAAACUGCUUGUUAACCGAGUGUUUUCUCGUUUCGAUUUUUGAAGAAAUUGAGGUUGUCAUGUAGGUUCAUUGGUAGGAAGCGAAGAAAAUGCAUCCUAAUUCUUCAUUUUGCAGACUAAAACAACAGUGUUGCAUAGCUUGAAGAAGAAGAAAAUAGAGACCGUUAAAAGGAUUCUGCUGACUUACUGCCAAUCAGCUUAUGGAAUAUCUUGCAAUUUUUUGUUAAAUAUUGAAAUUCUAUAUUGCAUUUAUUAUUAUACAAAAUACUUAUACAAAGUUGAAAACACAUUAGUGUCUGGCAGUGUUUUUUCAUUCUUCUUUAAUAAUAAUAUAUGAACUUAUAACGUUCAGCAUCAUAAUUAAGAUAGACCACACUCUCUUCGAAAACCAAUAAUGAUAAAUGACAGGUAACAGCGAGUAGACAGUGAGGUACACAUAGGCACACUGAACAACACAAAGAUGAGGUAGAGGAGUAACAUGUAAAGCUAUGGAUGAAGAUAUCUGUCAAUAAACAAAAAGAAGGCUAGAUGAGAAACACCUGCGUUCAUCUUGUCCUAAAGAAAGUUCUGUCCAACAUUCAUCAUCUUAAUGGCCUGUCACUUGCUAACUCCUUGUACAAGGAAGCUGGCAUCUGCCUUGCCAAGUUGGUAUCCCACCCAACUCAAUCAAGCACUCUGCAUCCCAGUGAAGAUCAAGCUGUGCACAAACUUGAAUCCAGGAUAUUAUUACUCACAAAGGUCAGUGUUCUCUGAGGAAGAGCUGCUCCGUCGUGCUAGUUUUUUAGCUAGUCAGUUCAAGACAAAGGAGUCAGAAAUGGUCCAAUUACUUUCGCAUCAUCGGCGUCUGGUCACUAUGGGUUUCACAAAGUUUCAAGAACUGUCGCGACUGUUAGCACAGCAUGGCAUCACCACGCAGCAGAUAUUAACCUAUCCAGAAAUCUAUCGUCGCAGAUAUGAAACAGUUGCCAGCCGAAUCCAACAGUUGGAGGAAAAGGGCAUCAGACCAAUAACCAUGGGCAUGAUCAACAUGACCCACAAGAUGUAUCAGGCCAGGUAUGAACGACUAGUCCUGGAAGCUGAAGCCUGUGAACAGUACAAUGACACUGUCCACUUCUUGUCUGAGCAUGCAGGCCUCUCACUGCCAGAGGCUAAGAAAAUAUUUGACAAGUGCCAGUGGCUUCAAGACUCACGAAUUAGUACUCUAAAAGAAAAGGUUGAGAUUCUCCAGCAGUACAGCAUCUCACCAGAAGCUCUGCGAGAAAAGGUGUGGAUUUUUGCAUUUCGUGCAGAUGUCAUGAAAACUAGUUUGGAGAUGAUGAAAAACUCAGGAAUACAAUUCAAGGACUUUCCCCCGAACUCGGUGACUAGAAUCGUCAGAUCUGAUGUCAAAUUUAAGAAGUUUCUGGAACGCUUAUUAGAAGACAAGGCUAUUCUUCAGGCUAGUAAUUGUGCUGAUAAACACCAGUAUCUUUGCUACAGACUUGCCUGCACACAGACUGAACUUGAAGGCAUGCUGAAAAGGUUCCCGGGAUGUUACUCGAUCAACCUUCCCAAGCUAAAGGCAAACUUGGACCUUCUGGUAAAGGAGUACAACUUCACACCUUCUGAAAUUGUCGCCACACCUCGUGUGCUCGCAUUCAGCACAGCCACACUGCAAGACAGAAUCAAGCGGCUGAAUGAAGCAGAGAUGCCUGUGAAUUGCAAUGUUCUUGUCAUGUCAUCAAGAAGGUUUGAUUAUCACAUAAGUGAACAUUCAUCCAAGGCAAUAUGAAUGUCGCUUUAAUGUCAUUAGCCUUGUAAACUGUUGACUUGUGUGGAAGCUGAAGAACAGGCAAAUAAAACAUGGGAUGGGAAAUUGCAGAUUAAUAACAUCAUUAAUGUUACAGAACCUCUGAUUACUGAGAACUUUCUCAGUUGACGCUUCUCUAUGCCAUAGCUCACAUAAAAAAAUUGUGCAUUUUUUUCUUAAUCAAAUUCAGGGUUGGAGGGCAUUGAGAAUAAAUACUGAAGUGAAUAAUUUCGUAAGCGUCCGUCGUAUGUAUGUAUGAAGAUAUUGUCCACUUGAGAAAGUACCAGCCUUUUGUCAGGUCGUUUUGCUAGUAAUAUCUGUGUGAUCUGAUGGUGCCGUGUUUGUUUUUCUUUUCUUUUUUUAACAAUAAUUUUAUGUGUUGUCAGUUGUGUUUGCACAGUGAAAGUGGGUACGCGUGUGGACGUGCGGAUAAGCGGGCGAUUCGGUGUGACUGGGCGAAAGUCGGGUGAAGCAGUAGAAGUGUCUCCUUUCCCUUCGGGCGAGUUAGGUCCACCCUUUUCCUCCCAUAUUCUUCACAACAGUAUUAAACUAUUAUCAAGAAUGGUCCAGCUGGUAGAUAUACUGUCAUGUAUCCGUAAAGAGAGAUUGAUGCAGGCGAGAGUUCCCCAUAGGCCGUGAUGGUACAUUUUAUGGCUUUGUUGAAGAUAAACUCACCAUUCCUUGAGUUUUCACACGUGAGAGCAAAAUUUAAUGAUGAGUGAUCAUAAGAUUUGAAAAUAUUCGCAUUAUCACUGCUAGCACCUUGCUGGAAUUCCCUUUACAGUUAUCAUGUCAAAUGUCCUUAGCUGUCCUGGGAAAUGAUGCCUUACCAACUUUGAAAAGACCAUAAAACUAUUCUUGCUCAACACUUAUGAAUUGAAUAAUUGUAACUUAAGACAUUACGUACGUUGUCUUUUUUUGUCCACCCUUCACGAGUCCAUUG